Dujonia railenensis is the source of this 2670-nucleotide messenger RNA. The record is from the annotation of a GenBank genome assembly. Lineage: Eukaryota; Fungi; Ascomycota; Pichiomycetes; Serinales; Debaryomycetaceae.
AUGACGGACGAGGAGCAAAAUACAAAUAUCUGCAUGGUUCUCAAGCGUGAGGAUGAUUCCUGUGGCGAGCCAUUCUCAAGUGAAAAGUUGCUAGCACUUUUGACCGAACUCUCGUUUAACUUGGAUGUGGAUCGUCUUAACCUCGAGGAAUUAGCAUCUAUGAUAUGUAAGCUACUACCUAAUAAAAUAACUGUCUAUGAAUUGUAUGACUUGGUAGCGGAGUCGCUUGCUUCGAGAGUUGUGUUCCAUCCAGAUCAUUCCAUAUUGGCAGGAAGAGUAAUUUCUAGGAAAUUGCAAUUAACGCUAAGUAACAUUAAAUUCUCAGAUAAUGUUGCAAGAUUGAAUUCGGUUUCAAAAGCGAGAGACUUGAGUCUAUUAUCUGAGAAAUUUUGCAAUAUCGUGAUGGAACAUAAGGAAUUCUUGGAUUCCAUAAUUGAUGAAGGUAGGGACUACGAAUUUUCAUUCUUCGGAAUAAAAACUCUAGAGAAGCUGUAUCUUUUAAAGCUUGAAAAAGAUAACAGAAGAUCUCGAAAGCUAGAUAGAUAUAGGGAUUUGGAAGCAAAAACAACUAAAGAGGAGCUUUUUGGUGUUGUGGAAACGCCGCAGUUUAUGUUCUUAAGAGUAGCACUUGGAAUCCAUGGCGAGGAUAUGGCAUCUGUAAAGGAAACUUAUGAUCUCAUGUCUCAGAAGUAUUUCAUACAUGCUUCACCAACCUUAUAUAAUGCAGGAAGCGAUUUCAAUUUCUUGUCGUCCUGCUUUUUGGUAGCUAUGGAAGACGAUUCCAUUGACGGUAUAUACAAGACUUUGCAUACCACAGCAUUGGUUUCCAAGGCUUCAGGUGGUAUUGGUCUACAUGUUCACAAUAUCAGAGGUAAUGGAUCAUACAUCAGGUCCACCAAUGGUGUAUCUUCAGGGUUAAUUCCCAUGCUAAGAGUCUUUAACGAUACAGCAAGAUACGUUGACCAAGGCGGAAAUAAGAGACCCGGGGCGUUUGCUAUAUACCUAGAGCCUUGGCACUGCGAUAUAUUUGAGGUGUUGAAUAUGAGGAAAAACCACGGCAAGGAAGAGUUGCGUGCUAGGGAUUUAUUCUUUGGCUUGUGGGUUCCAGAUUUAUUUAUGAAAAGAGUUAAAAAUGAUGAAAACUGGUCCCUAUUCUCUCCGGAUGAAGCUCCAGGGUUAGCCGAUUGUUAUGGAGAUGAGUUCGAAACCUUGUACUUGAAAUAUGAAAAAGAAGGGAGAGCCAUGGAUACAGUUCGAGCUCAAAAGAUAUGGUUAGCAAUUAUCGAAUCUCAAACUGAGACCGGGGGCCCAUACAUGUUAUACAAGGACUCAUGUAACUCCAAAUCUAAUCAACAGAACUUAGGAGUAAUCAAAUCUUCAAAUUUAUGUUGUGAAAUUGUUGAGUACUCGUCUCCGGAGGAAACUGCAGUGUGCAAUUUAGGUUCCUUGGCUUUGCCAUCUUUCGUCUCUUUAGACGAUAAAAAUGGUACUGUUAGGGUAGAUUUUCAAAAGUUACAUUCAGUUACUAAGAUUUUAACCAAAAAUUUAAAUAAAGUCAUAGAUGUCACAAAAUACCCUGUUCCUUCUGCAGAACUUUCCAAUAAGCGCCAUAGACCUGUCGCAGUUGGUGUUCAAGGCUUGGCUGAUUUAUUCUUGGAGCUAAGGUUACCAUUUGAUUCAGAUGAGGCUAAAUUGGUCAAUAUCCAAGUUUUCGAAACUAUAUACCAUGCAGCAGUAGAAGCGUCAGUUGAGUUGGCUAAACUCGAAGGUAAAUAUCAAACUUUCGAAGGUUCACCUGCAUCAAAGGGUUUACUUCAAUUUGAUUUAUGGAAGCAUGAACCAAGCAGUCUUUAUACAGAUUGGGACCAAUUGAAAGCAGAUAUUCAGGAGUAUGGACUUCGUAACUCCUUACUCGUUGCACCCAUGCCAACUGCUUCUACUUCCCAAAUUUUGGGUUUCAAUGAAUGCUUUGAACCUUAUACUUCCAAUAUAUACACUCGCAGAGUGCUAUCGGGAGAAUACCAAAUUGUGAACAAGUAUCUACUUAGAGAUUUAAUUGACUUAGGUUAUUGGAAUUCUAGCAUAAAAGACAAAAUACUAGUAGACAACGGAUCAAUCCAGGGUAUUGAAGGAAUCCCAGAAGAAAUCAAACGAUUAUACAAAACCGUUUGGGAAAUAUCUCAGAGAACUAUUAUUGACAUGGCUGCUGAUAGGGCUCGUUUCAUAGAUCAGCUGCAAAGUAUGAACAUUUAUAUGAAAGAUCCAACUUUAGGAAAACUUACUAGUUGCCAUUUUUAUGGUUGGGAAAAGGGUUUGAAAACCGGUAUGUACUACCUUAGAACGCAAGCAGCAUCCAGGGCCAUCCAGUUUACUGUCAAUCACGCUAAACAAGAAGGUCUUCCAAAAUUGCUGCCCAAAGUAAUUUCAAGUUUGAAGAGAAAUAAGUAUGAAAGCGUUAAGCAAGUUGGAAAGAGGCAACUGUAUUUGCAGGACGAAACCGAUCGGAGACUAAAGCAAAGGAACGUUGAGCCUUCAUACUAUGCCACACUAUCUCAAACUCCUGACCUAGAUGUCGAAGGUAAUUUGGAGGAGACUUAUGAUAUCCAUGAUACAACACCAAUUGCAUGUGAUAUCAAAGACCCUGGCAAUUGUGAAUCCUGCUCAGGUUAG